GUUGAUUCUCUGGCCGCGAUGGAAGAACCGCAUAUAGGGGACCCCUUUGAUCCAAAGGUGAAGCACAACCGCAUGCUGCAAUACGGAUUUGGAAUGGCUUUGCGACGUCUAUCGCACACAUCCGCAAAGCUGCAUACUCGCUUGGGAGAAGCGAUGGCGGGAUCGGGCCAAGACGCGAAUGCUGAGAGGAUACUACGUUACGGCGUCCCCUAUUUAUCAAUUUUCAGAAAGAUCCUGGAAGAGAGAAAGCUUUUUGGUAACCCUUAAUAAUCUUGUUGCUGAAAUGAAUUCUGAGGAUAUAAAAAGAACACAAAAGUGACUGACUCUAGAGUAGGCAGGAGCUACUCUAAGAAUGAUUGACUUUAUUGUGUGAACUUUGAUACUUUGGAAGUUCUUCAGAUUGAAAACAUGAAAGCCAAAGAAAAAGCCACUCUGGCUGUCUAUGACUGUGGUGCACAUUGGUGGCGAUAAGUAUCGGCCAAGUUUUCUUCUUCAGGGUUUCUUCAGUGCUAUGCACCUAUAAGGUUCAUGAGGUUUCAAGGUCUCUCAGGUUUGUUGCUGCAAGGAUCCAGGAGCAUCAGCAUGCGCAUUGAUUUUGAUACUUUAUUCAUGGAUCAUCUUAUAAGUUAAAUCUUAUUCGAUUAAAUUCCAUGCGUAACACUUGUGAACCUUAGAUAGUCAAAGAUCUGCGAUGGAUUCGCGCCAGCUAGCUCUAAGUAAAGCAUGCGCGUGACAUUGUGCGACAGCAAGAUGCUUUCGAGACGAAACAAGACGAGAAUUUAGCACAACGACAAAAAAUCGAUCCGAAAAUACGGCGUCGUCUC
Amoebophrya sp. A25 is the source of this 824-nucleotide messenger RNA. Lineage: Eukaryota; Dinophyceae; Syndiniales; Amoebophryaceae. The record is from the annotation of a GenBank genome assembly.